Aspergillus mulundensis is the source of this 3372-nucleotide messenger RNA. RefSeq lists its product as uncharacterized. Gene Ontology annotation, molecular function: iron ion transmembrane transporter activity; DNA-binding transcription factor activity, RNA polymerase II-specific; zinc ion binding. Gene Ontology annotation, cellular component: membrane. Lineage: Eukaryota; Fungi; Ascomycota; Eurotiomycetes; Eurotiales; Aspergillaceae. The transcript is spliced from 8 exons. Bases 1 to 3372 code for a protein of 1123 amino acids. The record is from RefSeq and is a predicted model, not a curated record. Gene Ontology annotation, biological process: regulation of DNA-templated transcription; iron ion transmembrane transport.
AUGGAAGCCGAGCCAGAAGCCGAGCCCCUAGUCCCCCACGACGACGAGGCUCCAUCCUCUCCAAGUUCACCCCAGUCCAGCACCAGCACCAGCAACCGCGUCCUGCUGCGCCUCUACACCUCGCACUUCCUCUCAACCUGGAACUCGCGCAUGUUCGAGUUCGGCGCCGUCGUAUUCCUCGCUUCCAUAUUCCCCGGGACUCUCCUCUACGCCUCGGUCUAUGCCCUCGUGCGCUCGCUGUUCGCCGUGCUCUUCUCGUCGUGGCUGGGGGCGCUGGUCGAUCGAGUAGAUCGCUUGUCGGCGAUUAGACAUUCUAUCGUAUGGCAGCGGGUCCCUGUUGCAGUUUCGUGUGUUUGUUUGGGGUUGCUUUUGAGGGCGCCGUCGCCGCCUGUUUAUGUGGAAUGGAUGCUGUUCGUUGCGUUGGUUCUGCUUGCUGGUGUUGAGAAAUUGGCUGCGACGGCUAAUGCGGUUUCGGUGGAGAGGGACUGGGCUGUUGUGAUAUCGGACGCAUUGCUUGUUUCGAGGAAAGAUCUAAAUGCUUCCAUGCGACGGAUUGAUCUGUUCUGCAAGCUUGUUGCUCCGGUCGUAGUCUCUUUGAUGGACGGCUUGCUUUCCACUAGGUUGGCGAUCUGGGGUGUUCUGGGACUGAAUGUCGCCGUUGUUCUUGUGGAGUAUUUUGCCAUUGCGCAGGUGUAUCACUCCGUUCCUCAGCUGGAUCGGAAUACCGAAAGGCAAGCGACAGCUCGUGACGAUGAGGAUGUCGAAGAGGGUCAAGCAGAUGAACGCUCCAGCUCCCGCCAUACAAUCAUGCAACAUGUCCGUAGCACCAUCGCCCCAUGGUGCGAAUACGUCCGCCAGCCGGUCUUCCUCGCCUCCUUUGCCCUGAGCCUCCUCUACCUGACUGUACUGUCGUUCGGUCCGACGAUGGUGACAUUCCUCCUCUACUCCGGCUUCAGCUCCCUGCAGGUCAGCGCGAUGAGAAUUGGUGCUGUCCUAGCCGAGAUAUCAGGGACGGUGGUCGCUCCAUUCCUCAUGGACCGCAUCGGACCAAUUCGUUCGGGCCUAUGGUUCUUGAACUGGCAGUUCGGCACGUUGGCCGCCGCGGUGGCUGCCUUUGCGUUUGCUGGUGGCGCGCCUCACCUAGUUGCGGGGUGUCUUGUAGUAGGCGUAGCCCUGAGCCGGCUGGGACUCUGGGGAUUUGAUCUAUCGGUGCAGUUUCUGGUGCAAGAAAGCAUUGACUCGGGCAGCCGAGCCCGUUUUUCUGCCACCGAAAUGGCGCUGCAAAGUGUCUUUGAGAUGAUCUCGUUCGCUACGACAAUUGUCUUCGCCGACCCUGAUCAGUUCAUGCAUCCGGUGUAUAUAAGCUACGGGGCUAUCGCGGUUGCUGCGACACCCCCGAGAGCCCGAGGGCCCGGCCGCUCAGGGCCCCGCCGCCGCACGGGGUGCCUGACCUGCCGCGCCCGCAAAGUCCGCUGCGACGAAGCAAAGCCCACGUGCGCCAAUUGCACGCGCCUCCGGUUGCAAUGCGUGUACAGGAGUGUUAUCAUCCAGGGGAUGGGGAUUCCGAAGACGAGAGCGAGACCGGGGCGUGCAAGAUCGGCUUCUGGUACGACUACGACACAGGAGCUGGAAUCGCCUGCGUCGAAUGCCAGUACAGGAGCUGUUGUCCGGCCGGGCGGGCUACAGAGUAUCGGAGCGAGACAAGUACUGUCGUCCGUUAGUCCUGAGGAGAUUUCGGGCGCUCCGGACAGUAUCCCCUUCGACAUGCUCGGGUUCAUUGGUGAAAUCACCUCGGAUUUCCAGCAGAAGCAUCUUGAUCUGACGAACGGGGAGAGCAUCGUCCCUUCUAACCGUCCAAUGGCUAUACCAGUACCGGAAGUAGACGGAUCUUUCCAUGACGCACGGCAAACGCCUUGGGACCCUGGGCGGGUGGAUGUAAACACCUGCAAUACCGGGAUCAUACCAGACCCGGACUCGGUCUCGCCCCAGAGCACAACGGAAGAAUCAUGGGAGGACCGAUUACUGCAGCAUUUCCGUCUGAGCGAUGCCCCGCCUACGAUAUUUGCACCGGUUGAUCUGGAGUGGAGAUAUGUGCGAGAUGCCAUCCUGACCGAGUCAAGUCGCAGCGCUCCUGGUUGCCGUGCGCUUUUGCUGGCCGUGUACUGCUACUCCGAUACACAUAUGGCGUGGGUAGAGGGGACGCAGCCGAAGCUUGGGCCGAGCUAUCAUGCGCAGGCGAGCUCCGAGAUUCAAGCUUGUUUAUUGGAAGAAGAUGUCAGUGAAUCAUUGCUGAAGAGGGUAUUCGCGAGUGUUCUGCUGCUAAUGUUGGCUGAGCUGAUAUCCCCAGAAACCUGGCGCCCAGCAACGCCAUACUUACACACCUCCUUCCUCCUCCUGCAACGCUUCCACCCGCGCCUUCGAACAUGGACCGGCAUCGCACACCUCAUCGCCUCAUGGGUCUCCCUCCUCGACAUCAAAGCCCUAAUCGCCGGACGAGACGGAGAUCCCCUUGCUGACCUUGACGUUGGAGACCUCACGCCCACCCCAAACUUUGACCAUAUCUUUUCUUCGUCCAGACCAGACCCAAACUCCGAAGAUAUCCCCUUCGAGAAGCAUCUCACCUCCCCAUCAUACCUAAUAACCCACUCCAUAACCAGCCCCGCAUACACCUUCUUCCUCCGCACCCAACAACUCACGCGUCGGAUCGUGGUAAUAGACCUCCACCACCGAGCGCGCGGCACAGUCUCCGACGAAUUCGAGGUAUUGCAAAUCGCACACACCGUCUCCGCCGACCUCGAGGCCCUCUGGAACACCCGGCCACGGAUCCUCGAUCUCUACGACACACCAAGCAACGAGCCAGACUCCCUCCUCACCGUCCUAUCCCCCCAAACAGCAGAGAAAAUAGUCCGCACAUUCCGCGCCUACGUCGCCAACUUCCUCGCCCAAUCUAUAUACCUCCACCGCGUCGCCUUCGCUAUAUACCCGCGCACAGAUAAAGUCUAUGCGGCUGUGGAGCAGAUCAUCCGCCUUGCGAGGGAGGAGGGUUCGCGCUCUGCCAACAACAGCACCACCCCUGAGCCCUCGGUAGGCUCCGUCCCCAUAAGCUUCCUCUGGCCCCUCUUCAUCGCAGCCCUCGAAGGCUCACUUGAACAGCGCGCCUGGAUCACGAGCGAGAUCCAGCGCAUGGCGGCCCCUGCCCCGGCCGCUGCCUCAGUGUCCGGAUCUGGAUGUGGUCGCCAUCCAAAUGCAGAGAAGGCGCUUCUUCUCCUGACGGAGAUGACGAGACGCCAGGAUACAGGCGCGUCACGGACAUGGGCGGACUCGAAGUGUGUACGGCGCGAGCUGUUUGUGGAUUUUUUCGUUAUGAUAUGA